GGUUUUUCCACGGGAGAAAGUGAAGAAGUUGAACGGAAGAAGAAGCGGCGGCGGAGAGAAGACAGAGAAGUUCACCCGCAGAGUGACUCCAGCAGAAGUUGAUCUCGGAGUUGAAUGGACCUCCACCGCCCCUUCAAGAUGGACAGUCCCUCCUACCUUCCCGCGCCUCUGGCCUCCCCAGCUCUGAUGGUCCUGGCAUCCACGGCAGAAGCAGGACGGGACGCCUCUGUCCCCUGCCAGGCGCCCAGACCCUUUGGUGUCCCUGCUUCAGUGGAGAAAGACCUCCACCUCCCCUUCCCCUCCGCCUCCUACACGUUCACCUCCAUGUAUCAGCGCCAGGGUCCCAUCUCAGGCACCUUUCCGCCCAGAGACUUCCCGGCCUCUCUUCUCCACCUGCACCCUCAGUUCACCCCUCCAAACCUGGACUGCUCCCCUCUGGGAAUGCUCAGCCACAGCGGGGUCGGUGCUUUCCGACCUUUCACCUCUCCGCAGGAGGAGAGGGAGCCAGUGGGUUAUCACUCCGCGUUCACUCCGGCCAAGCGGUUGAAAAGUUGCUUCACAGAUGUGGAGGGGAAGGAGUUUGACUUUGGAUCCCCGGGAGGUUCCCUGAAAGCCGGCGAGGACUCCGGGAGGAAGCUGUUCUCCAUGUCGGGUCUUCUCGCAGACCGAGAAGCGUCUUCCAGUCCAGAGGAGCGGAAGGAUCACAGCAAAGUGAAGGGGCUGUACGACUCUCAAGCCCCAGUCUGCCCAGUGUGCCAGACCCUGCUGAGACCUGGAGAGCUGCAGGAGCACAUGGAUCAGGAGUUAAGCAAACUCAGCCAGCUACAAAUCAACAUCAACCCGGCGCCUCACGACCACCUCAUGAGGACCCCCAAGGCUCUUUCCCUAUCGCUGCACAUCAAACGUGAAGGAGCUUCUCCUGCUUCGCCGCUCCGGCCUGCGGACGACACGCACUCAGACAGAUACCAGACCUUCCUUCGUGUGCGAGCGAACAGACACACUCGACUGAACGUUGAUGACCUCUGCUGGUGCAGGUGCUACGUCAAAUCUGGCCCAUUACGUCCCCACAGCGCAGGAGCCCACCUAGACUGCACACAAGCUGUCAGAAUCAACAAACUGAGGAGGAGGAAACCAGAGGAUGGACAGGAGAGCGCUGCGGAGCUACUGCCUUUAGAGGACGAGUGGAACGAGAGGAGAAAGAUACAGAUGAUGUCUAUCGUGGGAGGCUUUAAAGGUUCGAUGCUGGUGAAUGCCACGUCUAAGGAGUGUCGGGACAGCGACGCAGACUUGGAUGUGGAUGGAGACGACACGCAGGAGUACGGCAGAGCACAAUACACAGAGACAGACGUGAUCCUGUGUUCAGGAGGAAGCCCCAAAGAGACUCCAGUCAACUGCAGCAUCAGCACGUCACCAGACUCUGGGGUGAAGCAGGAGUUCCCCAAGUGGUCCAGCGAGGGAAGUCCGUCGACCAGCAGUGGGGAGAAGCUGGAGGGCAGUUUAUCAGGGCUUCCAAAAACAUGUAAAAACACAGAGCUGGAGAUGCUCUCCGAGGAAUCCUCGCUGACGUCUCUUGAUGCUCUUAAAGCUCGGAUACGGGACUUAGAGAAGCAGUUGUCUAAAGGAGACAGAUUUAAAUGCCUCAUCUGCAUGGACACCUACACCACUCCCCUGACCUCCAUCCAGUGCUGGCAUGUUCACUGUGAAGAGUGUUGGCUCCGAACACUGGGAGCCAAGAAGUUGUGUCCGCAGUGCAACACCAUCACCUCACCCGGAGACCUGCGGCGGGUCUACCUGUGACCCGCAAGACCAGGUGCUUUUCCAUUUGCAGCCAAUCGGGGUGGACCUGCGAGCAGCUGGUCUGUCAUGACUCCACCCUCCUCCACCUCAGCGCGACCUGCUGUUCCACCAACCUCUACCCAGUGUGGCCCCCGACCUCCAAACGUCUCCACCUUAGAGCUCAGGCACCGAAAAACAACAAACUUUGGGAUGAUAUUUAUGUAAUUUGUAAUCUUUUUGUGGGGAAUAUAAUCUGAAGCGAAGCACAUGUACAUAUAUUUUGUGUAUGUUGACAUUGUUGAGUAAAAAAAACUGUACAGUCCUCGAUUCCUGAAACACGUCGUUGUCACUUAGCUUUUCUCCGUGUUCCAUCAAUAAAACGCAUC
This is a messenger RNA of Synchiropus splendidus (mandarinfish), 2162 nucleotides long. RefSeq names its product ring finger protein 220b (gene rnf220b). The coding region runs from base 115 to 1797 and encodes 560 amino acids. Gene Ontology annotation, biological process: protein ubiquitination. Gene Ontology annotation, molecular function: ubiquitin protein ligase activity; metal ion binding. Lineage: Eukaryota; Metazoa; Chordata; Actinopteri; Syngnathiformes; Callionymidae. The transcript is spliced from 16 exons. The record is from RefSeq and is a predicted model, not a curated record.